Messenger RNA from Scatophagus argus, 1464 nucleotides. RefSeq names its product ER membrane protein complex subunit 2 (gene emc2). The record is from RefSeq and is a predicted model, not a curated record. Lineage: Eukaryota; Metazoa; Chordata; Actinopteri; Scatophagidae. Gene Ontology annotation, biological process: protein folding in endoplasmic reticulum. Gene Ontology annotation, cellular component: EMC complex. The coding region runs from base 74 to 967 and encodes 297 amino acids. Gene Ontology annotation, molecular function: protein binding. The transcript is spliced from 11 exons.
CAACGUCUGGAACGCCCAUCGCUGGCAGUGACGUAGGCACGGCGUAUGUUGUCAGGUUGUCAAAAGAGAAAAGAUGGCGUCCGUAUCAGAGAUGUACGAUGUGGGUUGGGAAGAGAUGAGAGACAAACUGCGUAAAUGGAGAGAAGAUAACUGCAGAAACAGUGAACAGAUUGUGGAUGUUGGUGAAGAGCUCAUCAGUGAGCAUGCAUCCAAACUGGGAGAUGAUAUAUGGAUUAUUUAUGAGCAGGUGAUGAUCGCAGCCCUGGACUGCAGUCGGGAUGACUUGGCCGAGACCUGUCUACAGGAACUGGAGAAGCAGUUUUCAGAUAGCCACAGAGUGAAGCGAUUAUCUGGCAUGAGGCUGGAAGCUUUGGAAAGGUACGAUGACGCCAACAAGGACUAUGAUGCCAUUCUCCGAGACGACCCCACCAAUACGGCAGCAAGGAAGCGCAAGAUCUCCAUAUUGAAGGCUCAGGGGAAAAGCACUGAAGCCAUACGGGAGCUCAAUGAAUAUCUGGAGCAGUUUGUUGGAGACCAAGAAGCGUGGCAUGAGUUGUCAGAGCUGUACAUCAAUGAACAUGACUAUGGAAAAGCCGCGUUUUGUCUGGAGGAGCUGAUGAUGACCAAUCCUCACAAUCACUUGUACUGUGAGCAGUACGCUGAGGUGAAGUACACUCAGGGGGGGCUGGAAAACUUGGAGCUGUCCAGAAAGUAUUUUGCCCAGGCUCUGAGGCUGAACAACCGAAACAUGAGGGCAUUGUUUGGUCUGUAUAUGUCUGCAAGUCACAUCGCUGCCAGUCCAAAAGUUAGUGCCAAGGUGAAGAAGGACAACAUGAAGUAUGCUGCUUGGGCUGCCUCUCAGAUAAACAGAGCCUAUAAGUUGGCUGGUCGUGGAACCAAGGAGAACAAAUGCUCCAUGAAGGCGGUGGAGGAGAUGCUGGAGUCCAUGCAGAUCACCAUGUCCUAGAUGCCCUUGUCCGCAACUUCACUCUUCUGUUCACCCACAGCCACUUAGAGCAACAUGGCAGCUCCAAUAGCCUAGCAAUGUGAUCAGAACCAAAUCUUUAAUUCUUUUUUUUUUUCUUUAUGUCUUCAAGUUUGGUUCUGUAAUUGAUCGAACUUGAAAUGGACAAUGGAAGACCUUUAUUUCCCCCAAAUGCAAAGGUUUCCUGCACCUGUCUGGAGCCUACAACAGCCAUAUUCUCCAGCUGCUACAUAGAAGUAAGCCAGCUGUGAUAAUACUGUCCCUCACCAUCCCUUUUUGUCUUUUAGAACUUAAACUAAUAUCAUUAAUUAGUACAUUUACUUUAAGGCUAUAGCUCUGUGACCAUGAAAGAUAACAAGCUGUACAGUAAAUGCUAUUUAUAAAGACAACAUGGAGAUUCCACCUGUCUGCACUGAGGUCCUUAAUCGUUUAUGUCUGUAAAUGAAACAUCUUUAUCGAAUAAAACGUUUUUCUUCUUU